Molecule: messenger RNA, 840 nt
Organism: Bubalus bubalis (water buffalo)
Lineage: Eukaryota; Metazoa; Chordata; Mammalia; Artiodactyla; Bovidae
Product: basic proline-rich protein
Exons: 4
Coding region: 82-459 (125 amino acids)
Source: RefSeq, a predicted model, not a curated record
UUGUUUUGGUCCCCUUUAUAAAGGAACCUGCCUGGCUUCUCCCAGCACAGACUUGAGAGCAAAUCCAGAGCUUCUUCCAAGAUGCUGCUGAUCCUGCUCUCAGUGGCCUUGCUGGCCCUGAGCUCAGCUCAAGACCCAGUUUCUGAAAGCAGCAGUGAAGAGUCUCUGAGCACCAUUUUAGAUGGAACCAACUCAGACUCAAGCUCAGACGAGGAUUUUCCCAAACCACCUCCUGAUGGACCCGGAGGACCAUCUCCUGGAGGACCCGGAGGACCACCACCUGGAGGACCUGGAGAACCACCACCUAGUCCCCCUCCUAAUGAUGGAAAUGAAGAUGAGGUACCUCUACCAGGGCCACCUCCACCAGGGCCACCUCCACCAGGGACACCACCACCAGGGACACCGCCACCAGAGGAGGAACCUGAGCAGAGUCCAGACAAAGAGGCACCAUCCAAGUAAUCUGAAAGUCAUUGACAGCUCAAUGACCUCUUCUCUCAAGUUUCCACCUGACUAGGCCUCUCAGGUCCAGUGUCCCUACUAAAUGAUACUUUAAUUUUAGGUUGCUAAAUUUAUCUAGCUAAAAUAUUUUCUUUUGAAUUAGUGUAUGAUCAAGGUUAUAAAAUAACUGAACAAAACCAAUACAAUAUUGUAAAGUAAUUAACCUCCAAUUAAAAUAAAUAAAUUUAUAUUUAAAAAAAAAAAACUGAACAGAAAGGUAUGAGGCUAAAAAGGCAUCCACAUUCUACCUUCCCACUUCCUUCCCCAAAGGCCACCACAAUUAAUUCUUGAACAUCAACUGGAAACACACCUUUUUAAAAUAAAUUUAUGUUUAUCCACAAA